Molecule: messenger RNA, 1282 nt
Organism: Manacus vitellinus (golden-collared manakin)
Lineage: Eukaryota; Metazoa; Chordata; Aves; Passeriformes; Pipridae
Gene: METTL21C
Product: methyltransferase like 21C
Exons: 5
Coding region: 117-914 (265 amino acids)
Biological process (GO): peptidyl-lysine methylation
Cellular component (GO): cytoplasm; cytosol
Molecular function (GO): protein-lysine N-methyltransferase activity
Source: RefSeq, a predicted model, not a curated record
CGACUGGCCAGAGAGGAGAGUUAUUCUUUUCAGGUGCACGCCUGUAUAAAAAACCUCUGGAGCAUGCAUCCACCCACAGGAAACUUCCCGUGCCCUGUCACAUCAGUUCUUCUGCUAUGAUCUCUGCACAGCAGCCACCAUUUCCCAACAAAAUUCAAAGAGCAAUGGACUGCCAAUCUGAGGAAGAAGAAACCUGUGAAGAGCAGUGUGACUCUGAAAACUGCACUUGCAGCUCCAAGCAUGCAGAAUCUGACACAGGCUCACCAGUAACUCUCAAAAUACUGCAGAACUGGGUUCCUAGAGUUUCGCACUACUUCGAUAAAGAGCACUAUACAUAUGUUGGCCACCGGAUCAUCAUUCAGGAGUCCAUAGAACACUUUGGAGCCGUGGUAUGGCCGGGGGCACUGGCUUUAUCUCAAUAUCUGGAAUCAAAUCAAGAACAAUUCAACCUCAAAGACAAAAAAGUUUUGGAAAUUGGUGCUGGAACAGGCUUGCUUUCCAUUGUGGCCUGUAUCUUAGGAGCUCAUGUUACAGCUACCGAUCUGCCUGAAGUUCUUGAAAAUCUCUCAUAUAAUAUUUCAAGAAAUACACAAAACAUGAAUAUGCACAAACCUGAAGUGAGAAAACUGGUAUGGGGAGAAGGCCUCAACGAAGAUUUUCCUGUAUCAACUUACCAUUAUGAUUUCAUACUGGCAACUGAUGUUGUGUACCAUCAUGCAGCUCUGGAUCCCCUGCUAGCAACAAUGGUGUAUUUUUGUAAGCCAGGAACAGUAUUACUAUGGGCCAAUAAAUUCAGAUUUACUACAGACUACGAAUUUUUGGAAAAACUUUCCAAUAUAUUUAACACAACUAUUCUAGCAGAAUUUCCAGAAUCCAAUGUCAAGUUGCUUAAAGCCACAGUAAGAGAAAAUUAAAGAGAAAACUAUCACUAUUCUUGAUUUAGUGGCAGGACCUCACAGUUUGGAAUGCUUUGCAGGAUUAUGUUGCACCUUAUGUGCAUUUACAUUUGUAAAGUCGCAGUUGUAUUUCAGUUUUGCAUUGCAAGUAUUGAAAAAACUAGCAAGGCAAAGGAUACGGCAAUUUGUCUCUGGUUGAUACAUAUGACCUGUUCAAACAGACCAAUUUCCCUUCACUGAAGGAACAAUUUUCAUAGCAGUAGUCAGUAACAAGGCUUUAACAAAAAGCACUGAUCUUCUGGGCUGCACUGAACUUUUGUUUGUAAGGUGUUUUCUUUCAGCAAGUUUUUUUUAUGUACUAAUCCAGAAACCAAUACAAUUUUUAG